Durusdinium trenchii is the source of this 6276-nucleotide messenger RNA. Lineage: Eukaryota; Dinophyceae; Suessiales; Symbiodiniaceae. The record is from the annotation of a GenBank genome assembly.
AUGGCCACGAAUGCUGAAGAGUCUGGUACCUCAAGUUGGUACCGUGUCCCCACCUGGUCGGGGAACCCCGCCGAAUGGCGGCAGUUCCGCCGUGAAAUGAAUUGGUGGAUCGCUAGCCUGGAUGUUGAGAGUUGCAAGAAGUUCAACGUCGCUGCAAGAUGGGCACUCAGGCAGCAUGGAGUUGUCAGGGCUAGAUGUGAAGAAUUUGACCCUGCCGAGUUGGCAGGAGCGGUUGAAGAAAGCAUGGAAGACCCUGACACCAAAGAGAAGGUCAUUUUGACCGCUGCUGACCCUUUUGCAGGUCUCCACAAGCUCAUGGCCGCGCUCGAAGCAACAGUUGGAAAGUCCUCUUUGGAUCGAAAAGGUCCUCCACCUCGACAAGCGUUGGUGAUUGAGCCCCAGGACGAUGAGUUCAAUGGGCAUGAACUGGAGGAAGAAGCCGAGUUGAUUCCUGCAGAUGAGGCAGAGAGUUCGCCUGUCCCUCAGUCUUUGGAAGAAGUGUUGCAAGCAGAAGCUGAAUGCCUUGCUAGCGAGAUCCAAGAGCUCGAGGAGCAGGGUUGUGAGCCGGCGAUGCUGGAUGAUUUGGAGUCCGGUCUUGAGCAAGCCGCUGAAAGUUUGGUCACGAUGCGGGAAGCCAGAUCCCGCAUUGCUGAAGUGAAGAAAGAUAGAGGUUAUGGAAAAGCCUCCAGCUAUGCUCCAAAGACCAAGCCGCAUGGCAACCAGGUUCCUCGACAGAAAGCCAACACAAAGUGUUUUGAUUGCGGAGAACCUGGGCAUUGGGCUGGUGACGCAGCAUGCAGCAAGCCGGGAGCAGGUCUUGGAAAGCCAAAAGGCCGUGGUAAAGGCAUUGGACCUCCUCCUGCAGCAAAACAGGUUCGUGUGACAGAAGCACUCAACACUGAGCACCUUCCGGAAGAGCCUUUGUUGGAAGAGGCCUCAACUGGCCAUGAAGUGUUGAUGGUGACCACAGACACCUUCCAGCUUUCCCUGUCGGAAGUGCUCGCUCAAUCCAACGAACUUGUUGCACCGAACCCUCGCUUGGCAUCGGACAAACGUUUUGUUGGUGCGCUGGACAGUGCGUGCAAUCGUACAUGUGCCGGCAGUUCAUGGCUUCGAUGGUAUUUGGAAUCCCUCAAAGAAGCACCCCAAGCAGUACAAGAUUUGGUUUUGCAGGUCCCCGAAGAUGAGUUGUUCCGGUUCGGCAACGGCGGCACCAAGAAGUCCAACGUCCGGUAUCGGUUGCCCAUGAUGGUUGGAAGCACCCUCAUCGUGGUUUGGGUAUCCAUUGUGCCGGUUGCAUCCCUAGGUCUAUUGCUGGGCCGUGAUUUCCUCUCCGGGAUCGGGGCCGUGAUGUCGUUCGCCCGGAAGAAGAUUAGAGCUGACCUCGUGAACGGUGGAGAGCUCUUAGACAUGGGUCAACUUGCUGCAGGCCACUUCACCUUGCCGAUGCGCCCGACUACCUCAUGGAAAUGUCCGGGCACUCAAAGAUGGCGUAGUUUUGGUCAGGAUGGUGUUGUCGAAAUGCAACUUAGCAGUUUAGAGUGGUGGCAGAAGCGUUUGCAGUUUCGUUUGUCUCAUUUUGAAGAUGUUGCACCUCCUUCGACAACCUCCCAUGAGCAUCUGGUCACCGAGAGCUCGAUGUCGGCAAUGGCUCAAGCUAUGAAGGACCAGAUGGCCUCUCCAGUGAUCGUGCACGACAUGACCGAAGAGACCUCUCGCACGAUCGGGCGAUGGCGGCGCAUGAUUUUGCGCCUGCGCGCCAAGGCAGAUUGGCGCGCCCAUGGAUUGCUCUUGUGGUUGCUGCAGCGGCCUCAGCUGCGCUAUGCACCGUUCCCCUAUCCAAGCAUUCAGCAUGUCAAGCAAUGGGAAGACCAAGCGGUCGCCAUGACCCUCCAGCAACCAAAGGCUAUCAUGCACUCUCACUGGCAACGCGGUCGAGUGAACCAGGUCUACACCGCCAAGAACCUGCUGGAACUUGGCCAGUUUCGCAAUCGAGUGGGCCUGCAGUUCGCCUUCAUGGAGGACGUUUUGCUUCAAGGAAUGCUUGCAGCAAGGGCCAACAAGGGGGUAGCCUCUCAGUUGAAGAAAGAGGCCAUUCAAGAGGCUCAGAUCGAAGCCAAGACCCUGUCGCUGAAGGGAGAACGAGAAGAAGCAGCUCGACAGUUGAUUGGACCGAAAGGAGGCCUGCCAUCCUUGAAGGCCGACCUUGUACGUCUCGCCACUCUUCUACAGGUCCCAGUCGAGCCCAAGAUGACCAUCGAGCAGCUGAAACUCGCUUGCAAGCCAGUAGUGAACGAGUUGAUGCAGAAGCCCAAGUCCCACACGGGCGCAACCAGUUCCACAGACCCUCCAAUGAUCGGAGUCAAGGCCAAGCCAAAGCCUUCAACAGCACCGCCAGCUAUGGAAGCCGCCCGUCGUUUGGACGCUCAGCAGUCACUCUCCGUGCAGGACGUUCACGAGUUGAUGGCAGCUCAAGAUCAGAAGUUCCAGACGAUGCUCAACCAGGUCCUGCAGCAUGUGACGACUCAGCCGGCUCCCAAGGCUUGGUGCGGACAUCCGAUGUUGUCAGGAUGGGACCGUCCAGAUGCAGAGAUGCCGGAGGGCGAAUAUGGUUGGUCGCAAGCGGAGAUCCAGCAGAUGAACGGAUCUUUGAGUGACUUGGCAUCCAAUCCAUGGCGCUUGCGUCAAGACGUCAAGCCAGGGCAAGCGCAGUUGAUCUCUCAAGCUUGGGAUCAACACUGCCGAGACCGCCGUCUCGUGUCUCUCAGUGCCAAAGAGGUCAAUGAGAUCUAUGAGAUGGAUUGGGAUGACUGCUUGACGAAAGCCCAAAAGGAUGUGUUUGUCACCUCCGUCCUUCUUGGCUCCAAUGAGGCACUCUUCUCAGAGAAUGAGGCUCUUGUGAACGCCGAGGUCCCUGAGAAUGACAAGCGCAAUCCGAAUGUCAACAAGUUCAAGAAUGACUCGGGCAAGUUCGUGAAGCCCAAGUCCCUUGUGGGUGAGGUGUACACCACCACAGAAAGAGUGACAAAAGCAGCCAAGCAACGAGGACAUGUGACCGGAACUCCUUUGUCCUUUGAAACUGGUUGGAACUUCCUUCGCAGCUUAGACAGAGAAGUUGCUCGAAAGUUGCUGGCAAAAGAGGUGCCUUUCUUUUUGGUGAUUGCCUUCUCCUGUAGUUUUUGGAGCAUCCUGCUGAACCUCAACCCGCCAAAAGACUAUGAGAGGCGCUUGGAAGAAGCUUUGACCUUGCUUCGCUUUGCGCUUCAAUUGGCUCGAGAUCGACGAGUUCGAGGGCAUCAUUUUGUUUUGGAGAACCCACAGAGUUCACGUGCUUGGACUCUGGAAGAGAUGAAGAAAGCCUUACAUGAACUUGAGGAAACCCGCUUCUACAUCGUGCGCGCGAUCGACUUUGUCUCUCGCCUUCAGAUGGCAGAGUUGGUUGACCACAAGUCUUCGGACCGGGGCAUCAUCAGAGCUUUGGUGAAGUCCCACUCCGUCUACGGGCGAGAUGACGUGGACAUUUGUGUUCAAGAGGCCGUGGCAGCGUACAAUGGAGAUAUGAUGGAUUCGGGAGUGGCAAUUCGCGAGACAGCUCGACUGGCUAUGCUGCGCAUGAUGACGUUGACCUACCAGCUCCUCCUGAACCAGAGCUUCCAGUGGUGGCCAGAGAACCAAGUGACCUACCUCCUCUACGCCCUCAAGAAAUGGUUGCGGGAAUGUCCCGAGCUAUGUGCUGCGGCUGAAGUGUUAGCUGUCCUCACGGCCAGGAAGGAGAAGAACUGGAACUCGUUGACCGAGUUUGAGAAAAAGGAGUUCCGAGCAGCAGCUCAGAAAGGUUGGUUCGUCAUGGUGGACAAGAACGACGGCCUGAGAACAGAGAAGAACCAGCUCCCGCUCUUGGCGAACGCUCGCCUGGUGGUCCCCGGUUACCAGGACAUCUCCGCUUAUGGCAUUCGAUGCGACGCUCCAACCGCAUCCAGGACAAGUCAACACUUGCUUCUAGCUUACACUGCUUCCCUGCAAUGGACGCUAUGGUCAGCAGACAUCAAAUCAGCUUUUUUGAAGGGUGAAGAGUUUGGUCCAGAAGAGCGUGUGCUGUACCUCGCCAACAUAAAGACCAAGCAUGCAGAUGAACCUACCUUGCCUUUUUCCUCUUUCGGCCUCUGCCGAGUAAAGAAGGGCAUUUUUGGUUUGGCUGACAGUCCUCGCAGAUGGUACCAGCGCUUGAACAAGGCAGUUCUCAAGCGAGGCUGGAAGUUGUCAGCUUUGGACAACGCCAUGUGGAUGUUGUGGAGCAACGAUGGCUCUACCUUGGAGGGGAUCAUGAUUUCCCACGUGGAUGACUUCCUCAUGGGUGGCAACUCAAGAGCUCAAGGAACGUUAGAAUCCUUGGGUGCAGAAUUGGGCUUUGGAUCCAUUUCCAGCCAGUCCUUCGUCUACUGCGGCAAAAAGAUAGAGCAGUUGCCUGAUGGAACCAUCUCCGUCACCAUGGACGAGUACCACUCCAACCUGCAACCUGUUCGCAUUGCUCCGGAUAGGAAGAAGAAGCCGGAAACCCCAUUGUGUCCUUCAGAGCACAAGCAACUCCGUGCUGUUCUGGGAUCACUGCAAUGGUUGGUUGCGCAAAUCCGUUAUGAUGUUGCUUUCCAGCUCUCUAGCCUACAAGGUGAAUCUGCACACCCGACGAUUGGCACUCUGCUUCGUGCAAAUCAGCUUGUGAGAAAGGUGAAAGAGAAUCCCAACUUUGCUUUGAAGUUCCGCCCGAUGAACCUAAAAGACGCUGGCAUCGUUGUCGUUUCUGACGCCUCCUUGGGCAACAUGACCAAGGCCGGAACCGCUCAGGGUGAGAGCUUGGAGAAAGUCUACAGCCAGGCCUCUUACUAUGUGCUUCUGGCGGAUCGCAAGUUGUUGGAUGGCCAGCCAGGCCAAUUUGCCAUCUUAGACGCGAGGUCGCACAGACUUCAACGCGUCUGUAGAUCCACCUUUGCUGCAGAGCUCAUGGGCAUUGAAGAAGCAAUGGACGCAGGGCAAUACUGCAGAGGAGUUGUGGCAGAAGCAUGUGGACAUCCGUUGGACAAGAAACCCUUCGAGCUGAGCACAGACUCGAUCUCCAUGGUCAUUGUCACUGACUCAAAGGAUGCCUAUGACAAGAGCUCCAGUUCAACCCCGUCCUAUGGAUCGCAGAAAUCCUUAGCCUUCACAAUAGCAUGGAUUCACACCAUGUUAGCCCGCAGCAACACCAUGAUCCGCUGGACCUCGACAGAAAACCUCUUCGUCGAUUGCGGAACGAAGGAGAUGGACAAUGCUCAGUUGCUCCGCAUCAUGGACGAGUGUCGCUGGUGCAUUAGUUACUCGCCCAGCUUUGUUAAACAAAGUUCGAAAGGCAAAUCCGCCAAAAAGGUGGUCCUGACUGAUGUUCGUAGUGACCUUGGGGAACCUUUUGAAAGUACAGACCCCAUUUUCGGCCAUGUGAUGAAGUUGAGUAAGCAAGCUGGUUGGCACCGAGUGUCUGAUGACCUUGCCAUUCAUGUUUGUUUGAACGCUCGCUCCUACCGAACUCCGGAGCCUCGUUUCAAGCAAGCUGAGCUUCCCUUUCGCACCACCUUUGCAUGUUUUGAAGGUGCACAUGCAUUGCAGUGGAGACGCCUUGAAGACGGCGUGAAGAUGAGCGAACUUCGAAAUGUUCGCGGACCUCUAGGAUUGAACGCGGCAAUCCUGGUCACGUGCUUCAGCAGGGUUUUUCGCAUUGAGAGCUCUUCUGCAUGGGCGAUGUACACUGCACGCAGGAGCGCCAUUCUACGAGGAAGGCGGCACAGUGACGAGUUUCCCCGAGUGCUUCCAAACCUCGGAGAAGAAUUGGAUCCACGUGCCAAUGAGCAAAUCUUGCUCUAUGGUACGACCGUGGAGAUGGCGGAGCUUACACAGCUCAAUGCGCAGGUUCCGGACACUCCUGAUUGUCCUAGACAUGUCUUACUGCGGCGCUUUGGGGGUGGUGCCCAAUUCUGCGACAGAGGCUUUCUUGCCCACGAGCAAGCAACCGAAGCUGGUUACAACAAGGAGAAUCUGGAUAGCCCUUGGGCUGUGCUGGUUUGCCGUGUUUUGCUUGGGAGGUCUUUGAUCCACAAUGGCCAACAUGCUGGCCCCCGGCUGCACCGCGAGUGGGGGAGCGGCAUGUACAGCUCCAUCACAAUACAACUUGACCGCCAUCGAGAGUUUCUGUUGCCGCCUGACGUACGUGCGGGCGCUUAUCCGGAGUAUGUGGUCAUAUUGCGUUGA